UAGAUCACACAGGGCGAAGCAGAGUUGCGAGUUACGGAGAUCAUGGAGGUCGAAAUUCCGACAACGGCACCGUCAGCCAUUAACGUGGUCGUCAAGUUCGGAGGGAAACCCAUACCCAUGUCUCUGUCACCAGAUUCUACAGUCAACGACCUUAAAUCGCAUCUCCAAUCCAUCACCAACGUUCUUCCCCGAGGCCAGAAGCUCAUCUUUAAAGGGAAGGUUUUGGUUGACUCGUCGACGUUAAGGCAAUCCGAGGUGGGAAAUGGAGCGAAGAUCAUGUUGAUGGCGUCUCAAGGUUUGCACCAAGGGGAAGGUCCAGUGCUUAAGGAUGCUGAGACACGACCAAUAUCGAGGGCCGUUGCCACAGACAAAGCAGAAGGAAUGAAGCCGAAAGUUCUCAUUGACAAGAACAGAACAGAACGAUGGAAGGCAACCGGCAUUAUUGCUCUGGCUCAAUCCAAUCUGAAGAAUAUACCUGAAGAGGUGUGGGACUGUGGAUCUAUAGUCAGAGUGUUCGAUGUCAGCAACAAUUUCAUUCAAAGCAUGCCUGGACAAAUCAGCUGUUUCAGUUCUAUGCAGAAGCUGUUCCUCCAAGGAAAUGGUCUCUCUGAUGAAUCCAUUCAAUGGGAAGGGAUAGCAUCUCUGAAGCGUCUGACUUUACUGUGCAUCAGCCAUAACAAUCUAACCACUCUGCCAUCUGUGGUGGGUUCACUGAAAUCUCUAAGACAGCUUGAUGUCUCCAAUAACAAGCUCACAAGUCUUCCUACCGAAUUGGGACUUCUUUCGCAUCUUGAGAUCUUAAAAGCCAAAAAUAACAGGAUAAGUAAUAUCCCUGCAAGUAUUGGAGAGUGUGGCUCUCUCAUGGAGGUUGAUCUCUCUGCAAAUCUUCUGUUGGAACUGCCAGAGUCGCUCUCCAAUCUCUGCAGUCUAAAGACGCUGGAGAUGAGCAACACAGGGGUAAAGUCACUACCGUCUGCGUUAUUCAAGGGGUGCUCACAGCUAUCCACCUUAGGUCUCCACAACACAGAGAUCACAGUGGAGUUUCUCCGGCAGUACGAGGGAUGGGAUGAGUUUGACAAGAGAAGGCGUACGAAGCAUCAGAAGCAGCUCGAUUUCCGGGUUGUCAACUCUGGUGAUUUUGACGAAGGAGCUGAUAAAUCCUGGUGAUCUGGAAGCAGAUUAUGUUACAGUCAUUGGACUAUCUAGUCGAUUUUCUAUCAACAUAUGUAUUCAUACUUUUUGCCACGUGCUGUAUAACAUAUUAAACAGCGAAGUAUGUGUGCUCUCUUAUUUCC
Messenger RNA from Tarenaya hassleriana, 1295 nucleotides. RefSeq names its product LRR repeats and ubiquitin-like domain-containing protein At2g30105. The record is from RefSeq and is a predicted model, not a curated record. NCBI's taxonomy places the organism in Eukaryota, Viridiplantae, Streptophyta, Magnoliopsida, Brassicales, Cleomaceae. Gene Ontology annotation, molecular function: protein binding. Bases 43 to 1167 code for a protein of 374 amino acids. The transcript has 10 exons.